Messenger RNA from Penaeus indicus, 2460 nucleotides. RefSeq names its product puff-specific protein Bx42-like (gene Bx42). Gene Ontology annotation, cellular component: spliceosomal complex. The transcript has 9 exons. Bases 20 to 1693 code for a protein of 557 amino acids. The record is from RefSeq and is a predicted model, not a curated record. Gene Ontology annotation, biological process: mRNA splicing, via spliceosome. Lineage: Eukaryota; Metazoa; Arthropoda; Malacostraca; Decapoda; Penaeidae.
ACGCGUAUUGUUGUCAAAGAUGGUGUCUCUCUCCGACAUACUACCUCCUGUGAGUGCCCCGGUGUGGGACAGAGAAAGUGAAGACCGCAGACGGAGACAUCAACAGCAGCAGCAACAGCAGCAAGCCCUGGUCACAGCGUCAAGGGCGGCUCCUCCGUAUGGCCACAGGAAAGGAUGGAUUCCACGCUCCCAGGAGGACUUCGGGGAUGGAGGGGCAUUCCCCGAGUGCCAUGUAGCGCAGUACCCACUGGGCAUGGGCAAGGGAGGGGACAGUGGUGGGGGAGGGGGAGGAGGUGGUGGGAGUGGAGGCUCGACAUCCAAUGCCUUGGCGGUCCAGCUGGAUGACAAGGGCAAGGUCAAGUACGACGUCAUAGCCAGGCAGGGCCACUCCAAGGACAAGAUUGUCUACUCCAAGCUGACCGACUUGCUUCCUUCGGCAAUCACCUCCGAAGACGACCCUGAGCUGCAGCGGCCUUCCAUGGAGGAGAUCGAAGAGAACACCGAGAAGACUAGGCAGGCUCUGGAAAAGCUGACGCAGGGUAAAAUAUCAUCAGCAAUGCCUGUGAGGUGUGCAGAGAAGCAAGCCCCUGCACAGUACAUCCGCUACACCCCGUCACAACAAGGCGUCUCCUUCAACUCCGGUGCAACACAGCGCGUCAUUCGCAUGGUCGAGCAGCCAAAAGACCCCAUGGAACCACCCAAGUUCAAGAUCAACAAGAAAGUACCGCGAGGACCACCUUCCCCACCAGCACCUGUCAUGCAUUCACCAACAAGGAAGGUCACAGUCAAAGAACAGCAAGAGUGGAGAAUACCGCCCUGCGUCAGCAACUGGAAGAACGCCAAGGGUUACACCAUCCCCCUCGACAAACGUCUGGCGGCUGACGGCAGAGGGUUGCAGUCAGUUCACAUCAAUGAAAAUUUCGCAAAGUUGGCUGAGGCCCUCUACAUUGCUGACAGAAAGGCGCGAGAACAGGUGGAGAUGCGAGCCCAGAUCGAGAAGAAGCUGCAGGCGAAGGAGCAGGUGCGCAAGGAGGAGAACCUCAAGGAGUUGGCCAAGAAGGCUCGCGAGGAGAACGCGGGUCUUCGCCCUGCUGCAGCUGGCCCGGUGGACGACGCCGAGAGGGAGAGGGAGAAGCUGCGGCAGGACCGCUCGCGCGACCGGAAGAGGGAGAGCGCCAUCGCCAACUCUGCGGCCGACAAGCGCGGCAAACUGACGAGUCGCGAGCGCGACGUGACGGAGCAGAUCGCCCUGGGGCUGCCGCAGAAGACGGCCGGCGGCGGCGAGGCGCAGUUCGACCAGCGGCUGUUCAACCACCAGCGCGGCAUGGACACGGGCUUCGGCGACGACGAAUCCUACAACGUGUACGACCGGCCGUGGCGCGAGAACAGCAACCUGGGCUCCAGCCUGUACCGGCCGACGCGCGCGGCCGAGAACGAGUACGGCGCCGACCUGGAGACGCUCAUGUCCACCAACCGCUUCGUGCCCGACCGCGGCUUCUCGGGGGCCGACGCCGGCGCAAGCCGCUCCGGCCCCGUCGAGUUCCAGCGGUCCGGCGCCGGAGACGAGAAGGAGGAGGACGACUUGUUCGGCGUGAUCGGUCUGCUGACGGAGGCUAAGAAGGCGAGCAAGAGGAACGCCGACGGGGAGGACCGCGGCCGCGACGACCGCGACAAGAGGAGGAAGAGGGACUAGGUGCUGGGGCGCGAGCGAGCGCUGGAGGGCUCGUGUAGCUAGAAAGUAUUUUUUUUAAUUACUGUCAUUACCGCCAUUAAUAUUGUCGUUACUACUAGCAUGACUAAGUGUUCGGCUCGGGACGCGCGGCCGCCGGCUCCCCGGGCACCAAACGCAUGCUUCUGAGCGUCUCGCGAGGAGGCUGCUGGCCGAGUCUUUCAAUGGGCAGUUACGCGGCUGCCGGGACGGAGGAGCACGAGGACUGUGUAAUUGUUCCACUACUGCCAUUGUCAAUAGCCCGCCCCCCCUCGGCUGAGGUGUUGAAUACUGCAUAAAGUGUCUUAAAGACAGUUGAACUUUAUACAAAGGGUAUUGUUAUAGAAGUUUUUUCUAUGAAGUGUAAGGCUGCUUUCUACUUGUAUUUCCUCGUCUGCAUUUCUUUAGUCUUCUGUCUCGUUCCCCGUGGAUUUUCUUUGUCCCGCGCCCUGACCAGACCUGCCGUGACGUGUCAGUCUCUGUACAACAGGAUAAGGUGGAAGUAGAUCUUCGUGCAGUUGUUUUAAACUCUAUUUUUUGUCCUCUUCGUAUUUUCUUUAAUUGCUGUGUAAAUUCCUUUUCUUUACUAUUAAGCCAAAGUUUAAGAAAGUAACAGGACAGGGUUGGUUCGCCUUCCCAUCGUUCUUAGUUUGAUGACGUCACACCUGCUAUAGGCAUUUUUUUUUCUUUUUCGUUGAGAGGAUCAACACUGGUGUACAAAUGUAAACCAUUUAAUAAAAUGUUUUAAGUAU